AUGAACUCUAAUAAAGCUUUUACAGAGACUCAUUGUGAUAGUCGGAGUCUAAAAUUGAACACCUCAAUUUCAAAACAUGACCCGAAUUGGUAUGUUUUUUAAAUAAGGUUAGUACUAAUAUGCCUGGAUCAAGUAGUAAAGCAUCUUCAAGUAAAAUACAAAAGAAAAGUCAUAGGUAUUUGAACAUUUUUAUAGUAGUGACUUUUAACCAAUGCAACAAACGCUGGGAUAAGGCUCUUUUGGUUGGGUGACUUUAGUUAAGGAGAUUAAGACUGGAAAACUAUUUGCAAUGAAAGCAGUAUUAUUGAAUGUUGAAUGUAAUAGAUGAAAAAGGAAGAACUAUUUAAAUAUUGUACAGUCGAUAAUUUGAAGAGGGAGAUAAAAAUUUAACGUAAAUUGCAUCAUCCUAAUAUUAUUAAAUUGGAUAGUUAUUUCGAAGACAAGGUAUGAUUAUCAUAUAAAUAAAAGACUAAUGUCUAUCUCAUUCUGGAGUAUGCAGAAGAAGGUUCUCUAUUUAAAAAGAUUAAAAAAUAACGUCGACUUUCUGAGGAUGAAGCAUUUCAUUAUCUUUAUUAGACUUGUUUAGGAAUAGAAUACUUACAUAAGAUGAAGAUAAUCCAUAGGGAUAUAAAGGUUUGUGUUAUGUUUAUAUAUAUAGCCAGAGAAUCUUUUGUUGGAUUCAAAGGGGAAUAUAAAGAUAUGUGAUUUUGGAUGGUCCACUGAAAUGGAUAAUCUGAAAAAGGCUUUUUGUGGGACUAUAGAAUACAUGGCACCAGAAAUGAUUAAAUCUCAAAGCACAAAUUAUAAAUUAGAUAUCUGGUGUUUAGGUGUUUUACUUUAUGAGAUGGUAUAAGGUAAGCCUCCUUUUACAGGGAAAAAUGAUUAAGAAAAAUGUGUAGCAAUUCUAUCAGGAUAAUAGUUAAAAUAUGAGGAAUUUGUAAGUGAGGAUUGUAAAUCAUUGAUUGCCAUGAUUCUACAACCAAAUCCAUUUAAUAGACCUUCUAUUUAAGGUAUUCUCAAUCAUAAAUGGAUGUUAUCUAAAUAAAAGUAAUAAUCUAACAAUGAUCAAUUGAAUUCCAGAAGCAUCUCUAUGUUGAUGGAUGAAUUUGGUCAUUAUUCUCCUUUGAAAUCUUGUCCAACUGUUGUUUCAGAAAGGAAAACAAACAAUAAAGAAUGGGAAGAGAUGAAAUAAAGAUCUCAACAUUUUGUGUUCCAUCAACCUUAACCUGAGUAGCCAGAAUAAACUUUCUUGAGAAGAGUUCUAAUUUCUUUAGGUUGUAUUAAUCGUUGA
This is a messenger RNA of Paramecium pentaurelia, 1291 nucleotides long. The record is from the annotation of a GenBank genome assembly. NCBI's taxonomy places the organism in Eukaryota, Ciliophora, Oligohymenophorea, Peniculida, Parameciidae.